AUGUCUCGACAAGGGAAUUUACCCAAGAAUAAGCAAGAGUGUGGGUCACUAGAGAAGCACAAAAAUGGACUCAGUCCUAAUAAAUGGUUCCAAAAAAAUGCUAAACCACAUAAAACUAACAAAGACUAUGUCCUUUUCAAAAUAAACUGCGACAAUGUUGAUAAAAAUGUGAUGAUAGAAAGACAGAAUAUAGACCUAAAAUUUCUAAAAUAAGCAAGGAAGACAACUAUACCGCAUCGAAAAUGAUCAAGAGUUUUCAUUUGCUUACCAUCCUUGGCGGUCAGAAGUCGCCCCAGAGAUUGGGUAUAUCAUAAAAGACAAUAAGAUGCUGAAUAAAAUAUUUCAUGUUUAUGGAAGUAAGAAAACUCAAGAAACUGCUACUAUAAUCCUUCAUAUUGUCUUCAAAGAGCAGUAUCAUAUUUAUGAAGAAAAAUAGCCCAUUUGGGUUGGCCAAACAAUCUUCUGGUAGAAGAAGCCACUUCCAAAACAUUGAUGUGGCUAAUUACAGCAGCAAAGGUAUGAACAGAGAUAGCCUGAAAAACAGCAAGAAGAUAAAAAGCAUCACUCCGGUCAAGAAUAUCCAUUCAAAGGUUACAAAGACUUCUUGCUCAGUUGAGACGAAACCUAGCUUCUUUCGUGCAGAAAACCAAAGUGUACGACCUCCUAAGUCUAUAAGUCGGAAUAAGAGUAAAGGAGCUUUGGGGUAUGAUUCACAAAAUUAUGUAUUUAUCAAGACCAAAGAUCGGCACCAUUACGACCUUAAUCCAAAGUUGCUCAAGUUUUUCCUCUCUGAGAUGCUCAAAGAUAAUCACAACAAAGUUAAAUUGUACCAAAUCCAAAAGAAAAUUAACAAGUCUGCGAAGGAGAAAGUGUUCAAGUUCGGCAUGCAGCAGUAUUUCAACGUCAUGGAUGAGAUGGUUGAGAUAGUUGAGAACACUCUCAAACAGCAGGAUCAAUACUUCAAGAGUUUAGCUAAAAUAUCAGCUAUGAAUAAAACUGAGAUCAAUAUACCUCCUCUUAAUCUUAACUUUAAUCAGAAGAAAAUGCUGCCAUCUGAGAAAGAUAAUAAUUGAAAGGCGAUGAUCCAGAGUAAAAUGAAGGGGAGAAAUACUUGUAAUAAAGUAAAAUUCCCUGAGUAUGGAAAGGAAUCAUCCCAGAAGGAGGUUAAUAACCAUGAAAACUCUAGUCUUCCUCGACUAGGCACCUCAGAAAUCAACGGAACUUUAGACUAUGAGUCAAAUAAAGCCAUGGACAAACAACAUUCUUUGUUAAAUAAUGAUAUAAAUGAUCCGAAUACAAAUAGCAGGAACUGAUUCUUUAACCUCGACAAUAUACAGAAGAAUAUAGCAAAUCGGACUAAAGAGGACACCAAGCUAUAGCAGAUAAUUUCAGUAAGUGGGAGGUACUCAUUUUUGGGUAAAACUAUAU
Messenger RNA from Moneuplotes crassus, 1428 nucleotides. NCBI's taxonomy places the organism in Eukaryota, Ciliophora, Spirotrichea, Euplotida, Euplotidae. The record is from the annotation of a GenBank genome assembly.